Molecule: messenger RNA, 7979 nt
Organism: Portunus trituberculatus (swimming crab)
Lineage: Eukaryota; Metazoa; Arthropoda; Malacostraca; Decapoda; Portunidae
Product: synergin gamma-like
Exons: 14
Coding region: 68-3283 (1071 amino acids)
Cellular component (GO): clathrin coat of trans-Golgi network vesicle
Molecular function (GO): protein binding
Source: RefSeq, a predicted model, not a curated record
GGGAAACAAACCCAGGCGGCGGUCAGCUGAUGCGCCGCCAGCGGGUCAUCUAUAGCCUCUCUGCACCAUGUCCGGCUGCGGGCGGCGGCCUCCCAGACCCGGUAUGGUGCCAGGCGGGGGGAUGGGGCAGGGGUGGGUGCUGGGGGUGAACAUGCCACCCCUGGGAUACGGCUUAGUGGCUCAGCAACCCCACAUGGCUGCCCCACAGCCCCACAUGGCUGCCCCACAGCCCCACAUGGCUCCUCACCAGCCCCUCAUGGCCCCACAGCAAGCAUGGCAGCAGCAGCAGCAGCAACACUUUAUGGCCCAGCAGGCGGGUCUGGCGGGAGCACCAAUGGGAGUGGCGACCCUCACACAGCAGCAGCAACAGCAACAACAGCAGCAGUUCCCACAGCACCUCCAGCAGCAGUGGAUGGAGGCACAACGGAGGGCGGCGGAGGAGCAGCGGAAGUACUAUGACCAGAUGAUGAAGCAGCGGCAGUUUGAUGAGCAGAAGAUGAGGCUCAAGGCGUUCAGUGCGUCAAAGAAGACCGGUGUAAGUGCGGACACCAUGAUAGAGAGCAUUUUAGGAGGGAAGGAGGCACCCAAGCAAAGAUCACCACAACCUGUUAAGAAGGGUGGAGGAGGGGCUGAGGAGCAGGGGGCACACACAGCAGCUACCACCACCAGUCAGGCACAGACGCCUCGCCAGGGCACUGCGGUGGACUGGAAGAAGAUGGAAAAUGUUAACUCUCUCUUUGCCUCCCCCAAGAAAACCAUCACCCCUGUCACCACCACCACCAGCACCACAGAACACCCUAUACACCCAGCCCAGGACACCACCAGCAACACACCCCUGCCAGCCCCUACUGUAGCCCCAAAUAACAUCACCCAACAAGCCCCUGCCCAGCCUGCACCACCUAUCACCAUGGGAGAUGUCGCUGGUGGGAGAAAGGAAGGGAAGAGUCCAGUUAUCCUCCCGCAGUGGCUGAAGGACUCUAGUGCAGUGCCUGAGGUGUAUAAGAGGGCAGUGGGGCUGGUGGCCAGGGCAGAGGGCUGGGUGGACACCAGUAGAGCCUAUAUGUUGUUGAUGAAGACAGGCCUCCCACCACCUCUUCUGGGAGUGCUGUGGGAGAUGGUGAACUGCACAGCGCCUGGACAGCUCACACAGGAGGAGUUUGUGGCGUUGUUGGCUCUUGUGGCGGUGGUGCAGUCAGGACAGCCCAUCACAGGCCCAGAUGUCUUGGCUGCCACCACUGAACCUCUCCUGCCCCUCAUGGAUCACCCUGCACUGGCUCCACUGGUCCAGGAUUACCUACAGACAAAGAAGCAACAGGCGGAGAACAACACACCACAGACAAACGACGAUGAUGAAUUUGAUGACUUUGUGAGCGUUACUGUUACAAGCACCACUGCACCACCUCAGGCUUCUGUAGUGUCACAAGGCUUCACACAGACAGCACAGGCAGCACCACAGCCAGCAGGGACUAGUGCGUGGCCUCAGGUAACAGCAGCAGAGGCCCAGAAGCCUGACGUCCCACAGAUUGACAAGAACAAAGCCAUGAACCUCCCAAAACUCGGCCUGUCACCUGAACUUUCCCCAACUGUGAGUUUCGACGAUGAUUUUGAUGAUUUCCAGAGUGCGUCCCUGCCUGGUGUUUCUCAGGUAAAUGCUGGUAGUGGCACAUCAACUACUACUACUACUACUACUGCUACUGCUACUAUUACUACAUCCACCCCUGCUGCUGCUCCUUCAGUCCUGCAGCCAGAGAAGCCAGGGGUAGCAGAGGAUAAGUAUGCAGUAUUCCGAGAGAUCACUGGACUGUCGGUGCAGGAAACAGUAAAUGAAGGUGAGAACGCAGACGACAGCUUUGGGGAGUUUUGCAGCAGUGAAGUGGCCAGUCUUAGCCUUGCCCAGAGCACCUCCUCCACACUGCCAAGCUUACUGCAGUGUCAGAGCGCGUCGGGAACCAGCAACACUUCUCCGAUUAGCUUUGAAGUCUACAGCACCCCUCCUGAGGCUCUUCCUGAUACGCAGACUUUCGAGGCAGAUUUCAGCAGUGCGUUUGCCCCUAAGCAGCCUGACAACUAUGCCGACAUCCACGAGGCAAUGAAGCGCGCAGAGGAGGAGCAGAAACGGAAGGAGGAAAACAGGUGGAGUGAUCCAUUCGGGGAGUUUGAGGAAGCUACUCCGCCAAGCAUCUCCGCUCCACCCGCCCCCGCUUCCAAUGGUUCAGGUGGUUCUCUGCCGCCGCCGUCGCUGCCGCCUGCUCUCUCUGUUCCUUGGCUCAAAGUAGGGAGUGGCGGGGAGGAGGAGGAGGAGGAGGAGGACUUCGGGGACUUCAUGGGGCCUACAGAGGGAGGAGGAGGACUGGGGGGGCUUGGUGGAGGCAGUCAGUCUUUGCCUCCUCAUCUGGAGAACCUUGGAGAGACACAGUCAGUUGCAAGCCUUGAGUUGCCUGGCCUGGAGAUGACAGUGGGUGUGGAAACAUCAGAUACUCUCGGACUUGGCUCCAACCACUCCCCCGACCUCUUCCUUCAGCCCAGGAGUGAUGUCGGGUGUCUGGACGAUCAGUUUGGUGGCCUGAGCCUUGACUCCUCGGCUCCACCACCCGCAGGAGGUGUGAAGGGCAGCAGUGGUGGUGGUGGUGGUGGUGGAAUGAACAACAACAGCAACAGUAGCAGCCUGGCACCCCAACACAGCACCACAGGACCAGCAGGGAGUGUGAUAGACUCUUACUGCAGCACUGGGGGUUUGGUGGACAAGUACAGCAUCAUCAGGGAGGAGGCCAGCAGGGACACACAGCCCCCCGGGGAGGCCCACACAGGGUCCUGGGAGAGGUGCCUGGAGGGGAGUGUGAAGCUGCUGGAGGAGGCUCACGGCAUCCUGUCCAGCCUCGCCCUGCCAGCCUCCCUCAAGACGCAGGUCCUCGCCACCACACAGAUGCAGGACUACCUCGCCAACGUGCAGGAGGUGUGGCUGGUGUGUGGUCGCAUCGGCAGCUCGAGUCGCAGGGUCACCACCAGCACCAGAGUGGAUGAGCUGCUGUCCCAGGCACGCUCACUCUGGGAGGACAUUCUGGCGGGGGCGGAGAAUGCUAUCGUCAAGCAGCCGGAGACAGACAGCAGCAGCGAUGAGAACGACAACCACAUGGGGGAGGGCGAGGUGUGUGGUGUGUGCUUGACGGGAGGUGGUAGCAGACUGACUUACGGUGGCCACUCGUACCACCCACCCUGUGCUAACCUGUGGCUGAACUGUGUGGACCUGCUACUGCCCUCCCUCACUCCUGUCACUCUACUCUGACCUAGCCCGGCUGUGUCCGAGGCUGCAGGAUAGCUUGCUGUGUAGGUGAGCUGUAGUAGUAGUAGUAGUAGUAGUAGUAGUAAAGAACCCAUAGUAGUAGUUGUGGUAGUGGUAGCUAUCAUUGUAGUAGUAAAUUAAUGUCUGUAAAAGUAGUAGUAGUGGUAAUAGUAGUUGUAGUAGUGGUGGUAGUGGUAGUUAUUGUGAUAGUGUUAGUUGUAGUAGUAGUAGAAAAUUGAUGUUUGUAAUAGUAAUCAUAUCAAAAGUCGUAGUAAUUGUAGUGGUAGGAACAAUAACAACAAAAAUUGGAGUCACAGCUUUAAAUCUUAGUUUCUGUGAAUUUGUGGGUAUUUGAGUGUCCAGCAUGGGGGAGUGAAGGCGCAGUGAUAGGUGAUGGGGUAAGCUUGUAAGGGUGAGGUGAGGCUGGGCUGGCAUUGGAGUUUGGGCUUUAUGGGUGUGCUAUGAGCUUAAGGAAAAAUGUGAGGCUGGGUAAUGUAUGCCUCUGUGUGGGUGAAUGAAAAGAAAGCACAAGAUGAUGUAUAAGUGUUGUUUAAGUCUAUUUUUCUGUUUGUAUAGUAGUGAUAAUAAGUGUACAUAUAAUUUAAGUCUUUUGUGUCAUUAUUAGUGUUUUUCUCAACUGUCUGGUCAUUGGUAUAUAUUUUGUCAGUGAUGCGUUAUUGUUUACUGUACAUUAAGUAAAGGGAGUUGCAAGAAGCCAUUAGGUCUACACAUGACAGGCCUAUGGAACAAACUUAUCCAUCUGUAUAUUUAUUUUUAUCCAUCUUGUGAUGAAAUAUUCAGACAUUUUUCUCUACGUAUGUGUGUGUGUGUGUAUCAGGCUGGUGUCCUUGUGAAGCUUUGACAGUGAGUAAAGAUGAGUUGUUUAUGGAACCCCCAGUCUCCUUCCUUUACUCUCCUUGCCUUUGUUGUUUCUACUUACCACUAAUGUUCUCUAUCUAGUCUAACCUUCCUCCCUCUUGUCCUUAUGAAGCUGUGGCAGUGAGUCAAGGAUAGUUGUUUUUAAAAUCUGAAUCUCCUUCGUUUUUUAUCCCUACCUUUGUUGCUUCUGUCUACCACUAAUGUUCUCCAUCUAAUCUAAUCUUCUGUUCUUCAUCCCUCACACUGCUUGUCCUUGUGAAGUUUUGGCAGUAAGUUGAGAAUAGUUGUUUUAAAAGCCUCAGUCUCCAUCCUUUUCUGUCCCUAUCCUUAUGUUGCUUCUACGGAUCAUGUCAAGAUUAGCGAACCCUCCAGCUCUCCUCGUUUUCCAGCUCCCCCUUCACAGCUCUUUCAUUCAGCUGACAUGAUUUAUGGAUGAAAAUAUAACCAAAACUAAUCUAACCCUAACUUUAACUUAACCUAACAUAACCCUAUCUUUAACUUAGAUUAGGUUAAAGUUAGGUUUAGGUUAGUUUUGGAUAUCAUAUUUUCAUUCACACAUCAUGUCAGCUGAGUGAAAGAGCUGUGAAGGGGGAGCCAGGAAAUGAGGUGUGCUCUUGACAUGAUCUGUUUCUAUCUACCACUAAUGUUCUUCGUCUAAUCUAACCCUCUCCAACCUCCCCCUACCUUCCCUCACACAACCACCCCUCACACUUCCUCUAUAGUGCCAUGUGAUCUCUGCAGUCUGGCACACUCUGAUCCUUAACCUCCUCAGUGCUGGGAUGCAUUUUUACCUUGAGUUUUGGUUAUGAUUAGACGAUUUUAUUUACAUUAGAAAGGGUUCAUGGAAGUCAGCAGAUUAAUGGCCACAGUCUUCACUAUUCUAAUCCCCACAUAAAUUUCUGAAGCUGUAUAAAAUCACUGUAUAGUAACCAGAAGGAAUAUGGAAACACCUCUUGGUACUAAAGGGGUUAACAUUAAUUUUAACUCAGUGUAGGAUGAAGAAUAGGAAGGAAGGAUGCCCAGUUAUCUCAUCUCAGCUCCCCACUUCUACUUUUCAAUGAAGUCAGGAGUGUAAAUAUAGAAUAACAUUAAAGAUUCUACCUAUAAUGUUUCUUCAGAGUAUUUAUGUAUGUAUGUAUGUCUGUACUAUAGUAUUUUAAGAGCAGUUAUAUUCGACUAAUGACAAAAGUAAUGUUCAUCUCUCGUUAAUUUGUAAAGUGUGUUUUUUUUUCUUUCUUUUUUUAAGUUUGAAUGGAAAAAGAAAAUGGAAAGUACAGGAUGAGACUUAACUUUCUUUUUUUCUCCUUAUUUUGUUACUUGUCUGUCUGUCUGUCUGUCUCUUUAUCUCAGUUUGUGUAUGUCUAUCUCUUUAUCUGUCUGUCUAUCUAUAUCUGUACAUUCAUCUAUAUCAGUUACCUUUCCUCUCUAUUUGUCUGUCUGUCUGUCUCUUUAUCUCUGUUUAUGUAUCUGUCUAUCUCUAUACCUGUCAGUCUAUCUCUUAUCAUCUGUCUGUACACUCAUCAUGUCAGUUAUCUUUUCUCUUUAUCUGUCUAUCUGUCUGGCAUAAUUCCAUCUCUGUCUAUUUGUCCUCUUUACCACUUGUCUGUGUCUAUCUCCAUCUGUCUACCUGUAUUUUCCUGUAAUAUACCCCAUUUCUUUACCCAUGAUACCUGUAAAUUCACCUGUGUUCCUCUUACCUAUUUAUCUACUUGUAUCUAUCAUUAGUUUGCUCUCUUUUAUAAUUUCCUCAUGUUUUUCACUCUUCAGUUAAGUCUGUAGUGUUCUGUUGGUGUUCUGUGUGUUCACCUGUGUUGCUCUUACUUAUCUAUAUCAGCGGUUUGCUCUCUUUUUUCUCUUUCUCAUGUUUUUAAGUAUUCAGUCAUCUUUUUUAGUGUUCUGUCCUUUGCAGCACAUGUAUGGCUUGUCCAGCACUGCUUUACCGUGUGACAAAAUACUCCGUCAAGAAGAACAAAUGAUAGAUAAGUCGUACUCAUUUUUGUACUUGCUCCUCCCCAAUCUCAGGAAUUUAUUUAUUUAUUUUCAUUUAUUUUCUUUGUUUUUUUUAUUAUUUUCAUUGUGUCUGAUGUAUAACACCAGUUGCCAAGUCUUGUUUCCUGCUAUUUUCUAUUCUUUGGGAGGUUAGGUUGGUGUGUGUUUUAUUUUACUUGUAUUUAUGUUUAUGGAGGCUUUAUUUAGUUGUAUAUUAAUUCAUUUAUUUUUGUUUUUAAGGUGUGGUUAUUUAUUUACCUAUUUAUCUGUUUAUUUUUUAUUUUUUUGGAGGGGUGUGUUUUGAUUCACAUUUUGCAUUUUUCCAUAGCUUUGAUAAUCCCUUUUUGUACAUUUUUUUCAUGGUCUACUUGGUCUGUGUUCCGUGAUUUUGUAUGAAGGUUUACUUAGGUCCAUGUCUUGCUGUUUUUAUGGCAGGGACAGAAUUUUAUAUGAAGGUUUAGUAAGGUCGAUGUUUUGCAGUUUUCAUGGCAGGGACAAAAUUUUAGAGUGACACCUUUACAGAAGCUCUCGCCAGUCCCAAGUGCUGCCCGGUGCACUCCCUGUCAGAGGAAUGAUUGAUAGGAAGAAAUGAUAACAAGAUAGAAGAUAGAAGGAUAGGAUGAUAGAAAGGAAAGUGCAACCCAUGUCAAAGUUAGGAUUGAUAGAAAGGAUGUGUGACAGGAAGGAUUUACAGAAAGGAUGGAUAAGAUAUGAUGGGAAGGAUGUGUGAUAGAAAAGAUACAAAGGAAGGAUUGAUAAAGAUUUGAUAGCGAGGAUGUGUGAUAGGAAAGAUUUAUAGAGAGCAUUGAUAAGAUUUGAUAGGAAGGAUGUGUGAUAGGAAAGAUUUAUAGAGAGCAUUGAUAAGAUUUAAUAGGAAUGAUGUGUGAUAGGAAAGAUUUAUAGAGAGCAUUGAUAAGAUUUGAUAGGAAGGAUGUGUGAUAGGAAAGAUUUAUAGAGAGCAUUGAUAAGAUUUAAUAGGAAUUAUGUGUGAUGGAAAGAUAAAUAGGAAAUUGAUAGAAUGAUUUGAUAGCAAGGAUGUGUGAUAGAAAGAUGUGUGCUAGCAAGUAUUAAUAGAAAUGAUAUGUGGGGGAAAUUUCUCUGUCUCUUAACAAAUGAAUGUGUAGUGACUGGCGGUGCUAUUGUGGAAAAUUUUAACGUGGUAUAAGAAGCGCAAAGAAAUAAGAAAGGAAAAGAAAAAGAAACUAGUGAACUAUUUAGACAGCAUAGGAGAAUGUGUUUAAAAUCAUAUACUUGAGAAAAGAAAUAAAAAAGUGGUGAAAAAAAGAAACUGGUGAGCUAUUUUGACAGCGUAGAAGAGUGUGCUAAAAUCUUAUACCAAAAAAAAAGAAAUGCAAGAGAAAAAAAAAAAAAUUGGUGAACUAUUUAGACAGCAUAGAAGAGUAUGUUAAAAUUUUGUACCUUAAGAAGAAAUGCAAGGGGAAAAAAACCAGUUAACUAUUAAGACAGCAGAGAGUAUGUUGAAAUCUUAUACCUGAAAAGGAAAUGCAAGGGGAAAAAAACUGGUAAACUAUUUAGACAGCAUAGAAAACUGUUAAAAUCUUAUACCAGAAAAAAGAAAUUCAAGGGAAAAAAAAAAAAACUGGUUAAUUAUUUUGACAGCAUAGAAAACUGUUAAAAUCUUAUAUGUGAAAAAAUAAAACUAUUACAUUACGACCCCUUAGUAACUCUGGUUCACUGCAUUGAAAGCUUGAUUUAUGUAUGUAUGUGUGUCAUUUGUACUACUAUUCAGGUUGUCACCUUACCAUAACAUUCCUCCCUGUACCUAAAUGUUUGUGUUAUGUACAAAACACAUUAAAAUAUUUUACUUUCA